Molecule: messenger RNA, 920 nt
Organism: Lycium barbarum (goji berry)
Lineage: Eukaryota; Viridiplantae; Streptophyta; Magnoliopsida; Solanales; Solanaceae
Exons: 3
Coding region: 262-744 (160 amino acids)
Biological process (GO): regulation of root meristem growth
Molecular function (GO): growth factor activity
Source: RefSeq, a predicted model, not a curated record
UUCCCUAAUAUCAACCUAGAAAGACCAUCUUCCUCUUUGUUAACUGUUUCUUUUUCUAUUCUGUUUUUUGAGUUUCCCCAGGUGCUCAAUUGUACCCUAACCAUUUGUUUAAGCAAGAAAAAGUUAGUUGUUCUAACCCUAGCUUUGACUUGGGUUUGGAAUUUGGGCCUUCUAUAAAUCUCCUUUGUUCCCCUUCAUGUGCAUCCAUCUCCUUUAUUGCAGAGUAUAACAGACAUAACCUUAAAAACAAAGAGGUCAAAAAUGGCGUCUUUACGUUUUAGUUCCUUUAUGCUUGUUAUCGUACUCUUCACUUUUCUUACCAUAAAGAAUACAAUUGCUUAUAGUGAUAACCAAGCUAAACAAACCUUUGUGGUCCAUGAAGCAGAAAAUGGUUAUGCCAUGGCAUCACUAAGGAAUAAUCAUGAGAAGGAAGUUUUGGAUGGUGUACCAGCAGCUGCUGAAUUCACUAAUGGUAGAGAGGGAGGAAGAAAAAUGAUGUUAGAGCGAAAGAACAUAAAGAAAAACAUGAAGCAAGUGGAAGCUACAGAGGAAGCUGAUUCAAAGAAUUCAGGUGCAAGUGCAAUCCAUUCUGUUGGAAAUUUAAACUUUAAAGGACAGGGGAAGUUGAGAGAAUUGAGCGGUAGAAGUAGUAGUAGCCAUUCAGUGAAGGCCAAUACAGGGAGUUUUGUGGCUCUUAAUGCUGAUUAUCACAUGGCAAGACCACACCCCCCUAAGAAUAAUUGAGUGAAACAACUCAAGAAAAUUAGUAGAGAGGGAGAAGGAAACUUUUUGUUAGUUUUAGAUCUUAGCUGUUUUUCUUUAUUAGUUAGAUGUUCUUGUGAAAAAGGAUAGUAUACUUGUAUGUAUAAAUAGAAAAUUGCACGAAUUUUCAGACUUUUUCAUGUGCAACAAUAUCGCAA